CAUGUGUUACCAUGGGGAAAGUGCUUCGACCGGUGCGUGAAGCAGAUUCAAGUAAAGAAUGCAACUACGUAACGACGUACUUGCAGGUUAUGUCUGCUAUGAAGAGCUUUGAAAACUAUAGUCUAGAGGAACUUCGGUACAACGAUUACGCCCUCAAAGGGGCACGCGGCAGUGUGUUAACAACAACUUAUUCAUCUGUAGUAUCCAUUCCAAGGAUUGGCAAAUGUGUUGAUGAUGCCUCUCUAUCGAUAUCAUCCAAAUCAAAUACGAUACAUGCUGCUUAUUGUACAUCCGAAUCAUGCAAACUAGCGUUCGUGUUAAGUAGAGAAUCUAAGAACCAAGAUACAUUUGUAUUUUCAUCGAACAUGAACCACUGUUUAAAUAAUCUAACUGGAUUAUUUACAACCACGUUGUCAGUAGAUCAUUCGUUUUCGUUUAUAUGUGUACCAAGCUUUAGCAAGGCAACGUCUCGUAAAGUUAAAAACGUUACAGUGGUUGGAUAAUCGCCCAUUCCCACCGUGUCGACAACGCCUUCCUUCUACAGUGCAGCCUCGUGGCAAUCCGUUAAAUUGUUACACGCAACAUCGUCACCCGUUACGUCGCCAUCACCUCAAGCCGCUACGUCACAAACGCAUUCAACCAGAACGUCAUUUAAGUCUCCACCAUUUACGUUACCUCUGCCUUCAACCGAAACUGAAUCACGAGCAAUUGAUGAGCCAGUUCUGACAAGGGAAACGUAUACUAAACAGGUACUAUUUAAGGAAUUUAAAUUAAUAAUAAUGUUCUGUUGAACAUAUUGGGCUUUCAGAAUCAUUCUUGUUCAAUGUACAUAACAUAUGAAAUGGGUUUUUUAUGCCUUUUUUCCAUAGUUCAUAUGCAUUUUU
This is a messenger RNA of Dreissena polymorpha, 884 nucleotides long. RefSeq lists its product as uncharacterized. The transcript has 3 exons. The record is from RefSeq and is a predicted model, not a curated record. NCBI's taxonomy places the organism in Eukaryota, Metazoa, Mollusca, Bivalvia, Myida, Dreissenidae. The coding region runs from base 12 to 503 and encodes 163 amino acids.